This is a messenger RNA of Elaeis guineensis (African oil palm), 1796 nucleotides long. Its product is annotated as probable glycosyltransferase At5g03795. Gene Ontology annotation, molecular function: glycosyltransferase activity. Lineage: Eukaryota; Viridiplantae; Streptophyta; Magnoliopsida; Arecales; Arecaceae. The record is from RefSeq and is a predicted model, not a curated record.
UCUGCAAAAUAUCGGUUGUCGGUAUGAGAAACCUUUCUUCUCAUCCUCCUCCUCCUCCUCCCCCAUCAUGUUUCCAUGGGUAUAGCACAAAGUCUGUGGUAUUGUGUAUAUUAGUUCCUUUGGUGUUGGUUUCUCUGGGGCUUUUUGCCUUGGAUUCUAGGGAUUAUGCCUCUUGGUUCUCCUCUUAUCCUCCUUCCUCGACUGUGGAAGCAAGGGGAAGUGGUGGUGUUCUCUUGGCUUCUUCGUCUACCUCUUUCGGAGGUGGUUCUAAUGGAAGUGAUGAGGAGCUCGUCGAAUUCCAGGAGGAAGUUAAUACUUCUGAGCACGGUUUUUACUCUUCUCUUCCGCCCAUGGGAGCUCUGAGCCCAGCGCCAGAGCCGGCAGCAGUAGUCCUCCAUAAUAUAAGCAAUACUAGAAGAGAAAGGAGAAAAGAUAUAAAGCUGGAGAGGCUCGAACUUGGUCUCGCAAGAGCUCGCGCUGCGAUCAGAGAAGAUGUUCAAAAUUCAAACCGUCCAGCAUUAGCGGACAAAGAUUAUGUUCCGAUAGGCCCAGCAUACAGGAAUGCGUAUGCAUUUCAUAGGAGUUAUUUGGAAAUGGAGAAGUUGCUCAAGGUGUAUGUUUAUGGAGAAGGUGAGCCACCAAUAUUCCAUGAUGGCCCCUGCUUGAGCAUAUAUUCUACAGAGGGAUUGUUCAUAAAUAGCAUGGAUAUGGAAAACAGGCUGAGAACCAGAGAUCCUGACCGAGCUCAUGUGUUCUUCCUUCCAUUCAGUGUCGUAAGGAUGGUUCAACACAUUUACCAGCGCGAUCGCCGUGAUAUGAGUCCCUUGAGACGAACAGUCCGAGAUUAUAUUGAUGUCAUUUCUAGGAAAUACCCAUACUGGAAUAGAAGUCUUGGUGCAGAUCAUUUCAUGCUUUCCUGCCAUGACUGGGGGCCUUAUGCUUCUGGUGGCCAUUCUCAUCUAUUUUUCAACUCCAUUCGCGUCUUGUGCAAUGCAAACACGUCGGAGGGGUUCAACCCUUUGAAAGAUGUUUCUCUUCCGGAGAUGAACAUGAGAUCUGCUGUCGUUAAUGUUGGUGGACCAUCUGCUUCAGGUCGUCCGAUCCUUGCAUUCUUCGCCGGAGGAAAUCAUGGGCCUGUUCGGCCUGUGCUAAUAAAGCACUGGAAGGACAAAGACAAGGAUAUACAAGUCCAUGAGUAUCUCCCCCAAGGGGUUUCCUACAUUGACUUGAUGAAGAAGAGCAAGUUCUGCCUCUGCCCGAGUGGAUAUGAAGUGGCGAGCCCAAGAAUCAUGGAGGCAAUCUAUCUCGAGUGCGUGCCCGUCACGAUUAACGACCAUUAUGUGCUGCCACUUAGUGAUGUUCUUAAUUGGAAGGCCUUUUCGGUCCAGGUCUCCGUCGAGGACAUCCCCAACCUUAAGAACAUUCUGAUGAGCAUAUCACCGAGGCAGUAUAUACGAAUGCAGAGGAGAGUGAAGAUAGUGCAGAGGCAUUUCAUGUUGAAUAGCCCUCCAAAGAGGUUCGACCUGUAUCAUAUGCUCCUGCACUCGGUGUGGCUGAGGAGACUAAAUGUUCACAUUCAUCCCCAGGAUUGAUCCAUGCGAAAGCCCAAGCUUCUAAUAAUUUGGAAUAUCGGUGGCAUUGGAAAAGGUAGAUAGAUGCAAAUUCAAAAGAAAAUAAACUUAUUGCUAUUUUGUUAAAUGUACUAUAGUCUCUCAUAUUUACUGAUUUUUUUGUUGUAUUAUUUUGUAGAUUUUUUUAAAAAAAAAUUUUAAUCGUGGUUCAAUGAAUGCUAUUCU